This is a messenger RNA of Microstroma glucosiphilum, 456 nucleotides long. RefSeq lists its product as hypothetical. Lineage: Eukaryota; Fungi; Basidiomycota; Exobasidiomycetes; Microstromatales; Microstromataceae. Gene Ontology annotation, biological process: translation. The record is from RefSeq and is a predicted model, not a curated record. The transcript is spliced from 2 exons. Bases 1 to 456 code for a protein of 151 amino acids. Gene Ontology annotation, cellular component: mitochondrion; large ribosomal subunit. Gene Ontology annotation, molecular function: structural constituent of ribosome.
AUGUCUCAUUUCCUCGCACCUGCCCAGCAAGCCCCUUUGGGUCCCACUACUCACUACCGGGUCACCCUGCGACGAUCGGCCAUUGGUCUGCCCUCGCGCUUCAGCAAGAUCCUGACUGCAAUGAAAUUGACGAAGCGUCUGCAGUCAGUCUAUCUGCCCCAGAAUCAAGCUGUCGCUGGCUCCAUCCUAGCCGUCAAGGAGCUCGUUCACGUCGACAAUGUCAGGAGGCUGGACCCGCCCGUGGGAAGGCUGAGCGAGGAAGAUGCUGCCGAGGAGCUUCGCGCAUGGCACGCCUCUGUCAAGGACGAAGAUGCAGUGUGGGUCGACGCAAAGGGAGACGUUAUUGACUGGGGCAGAGAAGCAAAGCGCGCUCCUCGAGGCUACCGAGUUGUUGGCAAUCUGCUCAGCAAGGAGAGGGACGAUGAGAUUCGCCUCCAGAACGAGGUGGGACUAUGA